Chelmon rostratus (copperband butterflyfish) is the source of this 771-nucleotide messenger RNA. It is a transcript of the gene olig1, whose product is annotated as oligodendrocyte transcription factor 1. The transcript has a single exon. Gene Ontology annotation, molecular function: protein dimerization activity. Bases 1 to 771 code for a protein of 256 amino acids. NCBI's taxonomy places the organism in Eukaryota, Metazoa, Chordata, Actinopteri, Chaetodontiformes, Chaetodontidae. The record is from RefSeq and is a predicted model, not a curated record.
AUGAAUGUGCUGUCGAACCCAGCGAUCAGGGCCCAGGAGCAGUCUCUAGCUCUCUGUGGCCCCGGGCCUGUCCAGGAUUUGCCCCACUGCCCUCCAGGGUUCAACCUGAGCUCCCGCCUUAACCCCACGCCCAUGCUUGGCCUCCAGAGUGGCCAAAGAUCCACCAAAGCUCAGAGGGAGCUGAGCCCCGAGGAGCAGCAGGAGCUCAGGAGGAAGAUCAACAGCAGGGAGAGGAAGCGCAUGCAGGACUUGAACAUCGCCAUGGACGCCCUGAGGGAGGUCAUGGUGCCUUACGCCUCCUCGCCAUCUUCUGCCUCCUCCUCUCAGUCCCACCAGCCUGGAGCUCCUCCGGGCCGCCGCCUCUCCAAGAUUUCCACCCUGGUCCUGGCCAGAAACUACAUCCUCCUCCUGGGUUCGUCUCUGCAGGAGAUGCGGCGUCUACUGGGGGAGGUGAGCGUGGGGAUGGGGGUGAACACAGGGCCGGUCCCCCGGCUGCUGCUCACCGGAGGGUGGCCCCUCAUCUCUGGCCCCAGUCAGCUCCUCCUCACCCAGGACUCCCUCCUCACCUCAGCAGCCCCCUCCUCUUCUUCCUCCACUUCCUCGUCCUCUGCUGCUAAAUGCCCCCUGCUGUCUCCGGGCUCCAUGGAGGCCUCGCUGGCCCCUGUGCAGUGGAGCUCUGCGGGGGCCUCAGGUGGGCCCUCGUGCCCCUGUGGAGUGUGCAGACUGCCUAGAUUUAGCCACUCCACCCCGGCUCCCAGAUUCCCGAAGUGA